UUUUGCUGAGCUCAGCACUUUUUUGCUUAGUGAUUGAUUUAUAUUCACUUCUAUAAAGAGUAACAACACUCACAAUACCUCACUUGAUAUCUAGUUCUCUGCUCAUUAUAUAUUCAAAAUGGCCGAGGCAGACAGUGAGGGACUGUCAGAGCAUCAAGAAACUUUGAUAGAGGAGGAUGAUGGUGUUGGAGAGACCUCUAACUCACCGUCACCAUCGCCCACCCCUCAGAGGAAAGAGGUGAAGCAUGAUCAGUUGUUCGCUGAGACCACACCCACUGACCUUCCACCUCUACUCCCGGGGGAGCUUGUUACUUUCACUGAGAAAGACAUCACCUACCUUGACCCCUUCCUGGGACCUCAGACUGGAGUACUGCAUAUCACAGACUACAAGAUGUACUUCAAGUCCACUUCUCCCACUGAUGGCAGUGAGGAACCAUACAUCCUCAAUGUGCCUCUGGGUGUCAUCAGCCAUGUGGAGAAAAUUGGACGCUCGAGAAAUAAAAAAGAGAAUGCCUAUGGUCUUGAAAUAUUCUGCAAGGACAUGCGUACUCUAAGGUUCGCCCACAAACAGGAGACCCACGGUCGUCGACUCAUGUACGAGCGACUGCAGCACGUAGCCUUCCCCAUCAGUGAUGGCAAGAACGUGUUUGCCUUCAACUUCACUGAAGAGUUCUCAGACAACGGCUGGCUAGUCUACAAUGCUGAGGCAGAGCUCAAGAGAUUGGGUGUUGGCAAGGAGGAUGUCCCCUGGCGUAUAUCAACAGUGAACCAAGACUUCAAGCUGUGUGAGACCUACCCUCAGUUGAUCGGCGUUCCCUUGGCAACAAGUGACGAGGACCUUAAAGCAGUAGCCUCUUUCAGAAGUAAAGGCCGCAUUCCAGUGCUCUCGUGGCUCCACCCAGUCACACACGCCUCCAUCACACGCUGCAGUCAACCCCUAGUGGGGGCGGCUACUAAGAGAAGCACUGAGGAUGAGACUUACUUUGAUACUAUCUAUAAGGCCAACAACGCUAAGAAGCUGUACAUCAUGGACGCUAGACCCAAGAUCAAUGCAGUGGCUAACCUGACCGUGGGCGGUGGUUGGGAGUACGACACUAACUAUCCAAACACAGAGUUCUCUUUCCUGGACAUCGGGAACAUCCACGUCAUGAGAGAAGGAUUGCGUAAGCUCCAGGACAUCUGUUACCCUGAUGUGGAUGACCAGCGCUGGUUCUCCUCACUGGAGGCAACUCACUGGCUAGACUAUAUCAAGGAUGUACUGGGCGGGGCUGUACGAGUGGCGGAAGUGAUAGAGAAACAGAAGUCCUCUGUCCUGGUCCACUGCUCUGAUGGCUGGGAUAGGACUGCUCAACUCACUGCACUAGCCAUGCUCAUGUUAGACCCUCACUAUCGUACCAUCAGGGGGUUCGAGCUGCUGGUUGAGAAAGAAUGGAUAUCGUUGGGUCACAAGUUUUCACAGCGAAUUGGUCACGGUGAUAAGAACAGCAGUGAUGACCAGAGGGCACCCAUCUUUGUACAGUUCAUGGAUUGUGUGUGGCAGAUGACUGUUCAGUUCCCGUACGCCUUUGAGUUCAACGAACACUUCCUCGUGACCAUCCUCGACCACUUGUACAGUUGCUUGUUUGGAACUUUCCUGUGUAACUGUGAGAAGCCAAGAGUGGAUAAGGGUGUGAGGGAGAAGACCAUCUCCCUGUGGAGCUUCAUCAAUGGACAGGUUGAUAUGUAUCGGAACCCCCUCUACUCAGAGCAGAUCCACCAAACAGUGCUGUUCCCUACAGUGAGCAUACGCAAGCUACAGCUGUGGAAUGGCUACUACCUCCGCUGGAAUCCUCGCAUGAGACCACAGGAGGCGGAGUUUGAGCGAUGCAGACAACUACAAGUCCUUAUUAAACUGCUUCAGGACAAGUGUCAGGAGCUGCAGAAGUCGACCCCCCCGGAGGCUACAGCCGUCGCAUGAGAACAUGAACUGACUCAGUAUUAUAUCUCAUAACUUCUUGUACUUAUGUAUAUAUAAACAGUGUCUUUGUUCUCAGUUAGAGAUUGUAUGUUCUUGAUCCGUGUACCGUCACAUUUGAAACCCACCCACACAUAUGAAUGUAUGGCUAGUACUAUCGAUAAUUUGUCAAAAAUCGAAAUGUUUUUUUCUGA
Molecule: messenger RNA, 2148 nt
Organism: Halichondria panicea
Lineage: Eukaryota; Metazoa; Porifera; Demospongiae; Suberitida; Halichondriidae
Product: myotubularin-related protein 2-like
Exons: 17
Coding region: 119-1957 (612 amino acids)
Biological process (GO): phosphatidylinositol dephosphorylation
Cellular component (GO): membrane; cytoplasm
Molecular function (GO): phosphatidylinositol-3,5-bisphosphate 3-phosphatase activity; phosphatidylinositol-3-phosphate phosphatase activity
Source: RefSeq, a predicted model, not a curated record